UUCACAGCGUGAGUGCUUUUUCUUUGUGUGGAGCGGGGAGCAGCUAAGAGCUAAUCGACCGUUAUAAAAUCGGUGUGUUAACAUAGCAUAGCAUCAGCAUUGCAUCCGUCCGCAGGUCGAUAUAAGACGGAGUUCAGUCUGAGUCACCUAUCUGUAACAAUCACAGACACAGUGAACCACCUGAGUUGUCUCCAUGGCAUUAAGAAGAGGACACAUCAGGUACCUGAAGGUGUGUGAGGUUCAGUCGUCUCAGAAUGAUGUCAGAGACGCUCAGCAUGCUGCCAAAGGAGCCCUUGGAAAGGAGCUGUAUGAUAACGGCUUCAGUGACCAGAUGAUGGAGGACGAGGACGCGCGGACAAACCUGAUCGUGAACUACCUGCCUCAGAGCAUGAGUCAGGACGAGCUGCGCAGCCUCUUCAGCAGCGUGGGCGACGUGGAGUCGGCCAAACUCAUCAGGGACAAAGUCGCAGGCCACAGUUUAGGUUACGGCUUUGUUAACUUUGUUAACCCUAGUGAUGCAGAGAGGGCUAUCAGUACCCUCAAUGGCCUGAGGCUACAGUCUAAAACUAUCAAGGUCUCGUACGCACGGCCGAGUUCAGACAUGAUCAAAGAUGCAAACCUUUACAUCAGCGGUUUGCCGAGGACGUUGAGUCAGCCAGAGCUGGAGGACAUGUUCACUCGCUACGGACACAUCAUAAACUCCAGAGUGCUGGUUGACCAGGCCUCAGGUCUGUCUCGGGGCGUUGCCUUUAUCCGGUUUGAUAAGCGAGCUGAGGCCGAAGACGCCGUCAAACACCUGAAUGGGCACACCCCUCCCGGCAGCUCUGAGCCAAUCACAGUCAAGUUCGCUGCCAACCCCAAUCAGGCCAGGAACUCCCAGAUGAUGUCACAGAUGUACCAUGGCCAAUCACGGCGCUUCGGAGGACCCGUCCAUCACCAGGCGCAGAGGUUCAGGUUUUCUCCAAUGAGCGUGGACCACAUGAGUGGAGGGGGUGGGGUCUCAGGGAACUCAUCCUCUGGUUGGUGCAUUUUCAUCUACAACUUGGGGCAAGACGCGGACGAGGCCAUCCUGUGGCAGAUGUUUGGGCCAUUCGGUGCCGUCGUCAACGUGAAAGUGAUCCGAGAUUUCAACACAAACAAGUGCAAAGGUUUUGGCUUCGUUACUAUGACGAACUACGAGGAAGCCGCCAUGGCAAUUCACAGCCUGAACGGGUACCGACUGGGAGACAAAGUCCUGCAGGUGUCCUUCAAGACCAGCAAGGGACAUAAGUAGAGGGUGGGGGUGGGGGUGGGGGGGUCUUGAUGUUCUCUGAAACGAACAAGUAAAUAGUUUUUUUUUUUUGUUUGUUUGUUUGUUUUUUUUCUCUCUCUCUCUCUUCUGUCAGUUGAGCCGAAGAGUUUUCAGACUGUUUUGUUUUGGUCAAUGUGAGUUUUUUUCCCAGCAUGCCUGGUUUCUUUGACAUCACUUGUUGUAAAAUGUUGUUUCUCUAAAAACUGGUCCAGGACGGAGGACUGAGACAGGAUGGUGGUGGUUACAUGUGUAACCUGAGUUCCGCAUGUUGAGAUGAUAUUAGUAGUUUGGAUCCAUGUUUGAAAACCAAAUUUAAGUGACAAGCUACAAACUGAAACCUGCCGAGACGUGGGGAAGAGGGUCAUUGCAGUUAAGGGCAGAACAUUUUAAUAUUAAAGUGGAUCAGCUGGUGGUUAUUAAAACGUAUCAUCUGACCUCAGUUUCUCCUGUUUUUGUUUGAAUUUUUCAAAGUAAAGCUGUUGCUGAUGUCAUCAGUGUUAGUGGAUUGACACCUGUGUGGGCCUAUAAGCAGGCAGAAGGCGGGGCCCGAGGUCAUGUACAAAGAUGCAGUUUAAUUCCAUGAAAAAACGAUUUUAUUUCAUAUUUUUUAAAAAUGGCUUCCAAGCAAAAACAAAGCGUUUAAUGUGUAGUGAUGCUUUUUUUUUUUCUUUUGAUUUGUAUUUUAUUUUUGUAUCGCAGCUUCUUGGUGAUGUUGGAUGUUCAUUCACUAAUAAAUCUGUUUUUGGAAAUCAUGA
Molecule: messenger RNA, 2046 nt
Organism: Seriola aureovittata
Lineage: Eukaryota; Metazoa; Chordata; Actinopteri; Carangiformes; Carangidae
Product: ELAV-like protein 1
Exons: 8
Coding region: 194-1273 (359 amino acids)
Cellular component (GO): ribonucleoprotein complex
Molecular function (GO): RNA binding
Source: RefSeq, a predicted model, not a curated record